This is a messenger RNA of Pleuronectes platessa (European plaice), 2461 nucleotides long. RefSeq lists its product as uncharacterized. Gene Ontology annotation, cellular component: cytosol. Gene Ontology annotation, biological process: glycine biosynthetic process; L-threonine catabolic process. Lineage: Eukaryota; Metazoa; Chordata; Actinopteri; Pleuronectiformes; Pleuronectidae. Gene Ontology annotation, molecular function: L-allo-threonine aldolase activity. The coding region runs from base 1 to 1254 and encodes 417 amino acids. The record is from RefSeq and is a predicted model, not a curated record. The transcript has 7 exons.
AUGUUAGUGUUGAUCAGAGGAGCGCUGUCCGGUAAAGGACAGGGAGCAGCAGCAGCAGGGGCGACUCUGCUGGGAUGGAGCCCCACGCGGGGCUACCUCACCGUCAUCCCCAAGACCAGGCAUCCCGCGGCCCACGUCCGGGUGGUGGACCUCCGCACAGACUCAGUGACCAAGCCCGGGCCCGCGAUGCUCCAGGCCAUGGUGGCGGCCGCGCACAGAGCUGAGCUGAUGAGAGAAGACCCGAUAGUUCAUGAGCUAAAGAAAAUUGCAGCGGAUAUGUUUGGGAUGGAGGAUGCGCUCUUUCUACCCAGUGGAACCAUGGGAAACCUUGUUGCAGUGAUGUCGCACUGCUGGGAGUGGGGCAACGAGAUGAUUGUGGGCGACCUGUCCCAUUUGCACAUAUAUGAGCAGGGGUCAAGCGCACAGGUGGCUGGUGUCCACAGCACCACAGUGACCACGCUCCGUAAUGGAACAUUUGACUUGGACGAGCUGGAGUCAAAGAUCCGCCCCGAUCACCCAUCGCUGGCCCGCUCACGGCUCAUAUGUUUGGAGAACUCACACAACAUACAGGGAGGAUGUGUGUUGCCUCUGACCUUCUUGCAGGAGGUUCGUGCUUUGGCAGACAGAUACGGGCUGUCGGUUCACAUGGACGGAGCCAGGCUAUUGAACGCUGCCGUGGCCCAGGGAGUGCCUCCACACACAAUACUGCAGCACACACACUCUGUUACUAUGUGCCUCAACAAGGGUUUGGGUUCCCCUGUGGGUUCCGUGCUGGCUGGAUCCAAAGACUUCAUCAACCGAGCGGUGCGGACGAGACAUGCCCUGGGUGGGCGGAUGGGCCAGAUUAGUGUACUAGCAGCAGCUGGAAGAGUGUCUUUACUGGAUAUGGUGGAACGACUGGAGGAGGAUCACCGCAACGCAAAAACCUUUGCUCAAGCUCUGCUCGACUGUGACCCCCCUCUAUUUGCUGUCGACAUGGCGUCUGUGGAGACAAACAUCGUGGUUUUCCGGCUCAGGGAGCCCAGUUGGACUCCCUCUGAGUUCUGCGCCCACAUGUUUCAGGUCGGAGAGGGGGAGGAGGCUGCACUGGGACAAGCGGUGCAGGUUGCGAUGAUUCCUUUCUUUGGAAACUCGGUCCGGGCUGUGUGGCAUCUCGGGAUCUCCCCUGAAGAUACCCAGCUGGCCAUCCAGAAAAUGCAAUAUGUUGUGUCUCAGUACUCAAAAGAGAAACUCUUUUGUUCAGCAAGUGUCUAAUCCACAGGGACAUCUUUUAUGGGAGAGGUGCUGCACAGUAUGAACUAACGUUUCAGUCAAAUGAAUUGUUUUUUAAUAUCUUGUAAUUAAACAAACUAUACAAUAAACACACUUAUAUAAUCAAUAUCAAAAGGAGAUAACGAUUCCCCCGUUUAUCACUAUUAACACAAACACUGUAGAUACAUUCCUUCAUGUUAACAAGAGCCCAGAGUCAUUCUUGUCUCUUAGUUAUUCAAGUUCAGUUGAAUGUUUUAGAUUUUUCAAAAAUAUACUGUCUUUUCUUCGACAUGUUCACAUCUUUCUCUAAAUCCGUAACAACUAUUCAUCAGUAAGAAACAAUACCAGUCAAUUAAGAUUCAUUUUGGGUUGAGCAACACUUUCUUUAUCUUAAACAUCUGCGAGGAUCCUUCACCUGUUAUAUAUGGAUAUUUGAAGGUUGGGCGUCUACAGUUUGCUUUCUUUGACUUCUGCUGUGUUCUGCACAAAGAUUUGUAUCGAAAGAUAUACAUUCCAAAUGUCCAAAUUUAUAUGUGGCAAAGUCACGUGUGUGUGAGUAUAUGAACGACCUUUGGGUGAUACUCAUCAGAGAACAUGCACAGAUAUGCUGAGGACACACUGCUGUUUAUGGCUUUGGAACAAAGUUAAUUGCUGGUUAGGCUGCAGUAAACCAGUUAUUUCCCAAUUUGUAUCAGGUGGUCUACAUACUCUUUGUUUUUCACCAGUCUUGUUCGUACAUGUUAGUAGAGUAAAAUACUGAAGUAGCACAUCCCAGGAGUUUCGGUCAGUUGUCACUUAUGCCCUGUGGGUUUAAGUUGUUGCAAACAAUCACACAAUCAGGAAAAGGGGCAGCUCUGCCUUUUUUAAACCAUCCACCAAAACCAUGUAAUUCCACACAAAAGAUAAGAGAUGCACGCUACUUGACCAUUUAAACAACCUUCACCUAUUUUAUUGUUAUUAUAUAUUUAUUAUGUAACUUCUACCUAUCGCAUAUUCACUUGUAUUCACCCAUUGAUAUUUGACCAGAAUUUGACCAGAAUUUCUUUCCUAUCUUUACACUGUGAAUAUUUGUUUUUUCUAUUUUUUUCUAUUUUUCAAACUUAAGUUUUACUUAUUAAUUGCUGAUGCCUUUUUGACUCUUGAUGCUGUAAUAGUGCAAAGUUCCCCAUUGUGGAACAAAUAAUAAAAUCUGCACCAACAACAAAAAUAA